This is a messenger RNA of Moneuplotes crassus, 2357 nucleotides long. The record is from the annotation of a GenBank genome assembly. Lineage: Eukaryota; Ciliophora; Spirotrichea; Euplotida; Euplotidae.
CAAUGAUGCGCCAGAGCUCGUCUAAAAGGAAAUACCAUCAAUACCACGACAGAACUCAACAUGUUGACAGAAAACAAGUAAAGAAUGGGUUACAGAAAGAUCAUAAAAGAGAGACUGAGAAUUACAGCUUUGAGGCUAAGGGAAAGCCAAAAUCUGAUACUAAUCCAGCAGCUUCUUUGGUAACUCAGGUGCCCCAAGGUGCAUCGAAGCCAGCUGUUGAUCCCAAUCAAAUCUUGCAACUAGAAUUUAUAAAGGAGCAUACUGUUGUUGGACCACCCAAAAUGCCUGGCAAAAAAUGAUUAGUGCUUGAUUUAGAUGAAACUCUUGUUCAUAGUAGUUAUACCAAAGUUGAAAACUGCGAUCUAAUACUUCCUAUUGAAAUCGACAACCAAACUUGAUAUGUCUACGUCAUGAAAAGGCCAGGAGUCGAUAUCUUCCUUGAAAAGUGAUCCUUACAUUACGAAUUGAUCAUUUAUACAGCUUCAUUAUCACAAUAUGCAAAUCCCUUACUUGAUUGGCUUGACCCAAAAGGAUUGUGAGACUACAGAUUAUUCAGAGAGCACUGCACAGUUCAUAACAAAGUUUUUGUUAAGGAUUUGUCAAGAAUAGCUAGACCUCUGAAGCAUACUAUUAUCAUAGAUAAUUGUCCAACCUCUUAUAUGUUUCAUCCAGAAUGAGCCAUUCCGACAACAUCCUGGUUUGAUGACCAGACUUGCACUGAACUUUACCAAUUCAUUCCAAUUCUUGAACAACUCUCAAAAGUGAGUGAUGUAAGACCUUUCCUCAAAACUUUUGUCAAGGAAAACAAAGUACAUUUUGCAAAGGCAAAUCAAGUUCUAAGAGGAGGUAAAAUAGGUGGAAGAGCUCAAUCCCAGCCUCACUUUCAAAUUAAAGAAAAUAAAUGUUCAGAUUCUUCAAAGAAAAGCAAAGACAAAAGAUCUAGGUAUAAGAAGAGAACGACUAGUGAAAGGAGGAAUUAUAAAUCAGGUUCUCACUAUAAGAGACAUUCUAAUUUUUCUACUGAAAAUAUUUCAUCAUCGAAGUACCACUCAAAAUACUCGGCUUCAUACAAAACUAAAGAAAAGAAGGCUUAUUUAGCUAAGAAUGCUACAACUAAACAGGAGUUAGGAACUCCUAGUUGGAAUAGGCACUCCUCAAAGGUAGAGAAUAGUGCUGAAAGAACCAGAAGCAAGCAUUUGAAUUCAUCUAAAUCAUCUGCAUCCGAUAAGCAUGGAGAAAGGAAAUCGUCUAGGAAGAGACACAGAGGUGAUAAAUACAGACAAAAACAAGCAUCUCGGAGAAGAAGUCGUGGAAAGAAACGUUCACACAGUAGGGAGAAUAAUAGAGAAGAAGUUGACCACAGACACAAAGAGAGAGGGUCUAGUGCCCAUGCUCGUCAACAAUCUGCUAAAGAUUCAGGUUUAAAAUUUAAGGAAAAUUUGAAACCUGGAAAUUCAAACUGAAAUUACAGGAAUCCUGACGAAUUUCAUAAAUUCAGGCACUCCUUAGGAAAUAAGAAAGAUAAGUCGAGAAGGCCAUCCUCAGCAAAGAGGAAAGGGGAGAACCCACUGAAAGAUAGCUCUUCAAACCAGGAAGCUUCUCCUGAGUUUGAUUUUAAUUCCAAGAGCAACUAUAACACUUUGAAAAAUCAGUUUCUCGAAAAUAUUGAAUCGAAGGAAUGAACCUCGAGAGAAAAUAGAUAUGCUCACUCACAUUUUACCCAUUUUGACUCAAGCAAAACUAAGAUGUAUGAAUCACGGAAGGGUUCUCAAAGAGAAGGAAAGAAAAGAUCUUCAUCUAGAGAUAGAGUUAAGGAUUCUCCGAAAAUCAAGAAUUCUGAUCGCUCUCAGUGUAAGAUGAGACAAAAUAGAAGUCGCUCGCGCAAAUCAGAUAGAAGGUCUCACAACAAGUCUUCUAAUCGAUCAAGUGAUAAGCAGUUACAGAAGGUUAAACCAUCAAAACAUGGAGGCAAUCAUUCAACAAAAGCUUUUCAUCACACAGCAAGUUUGAAGUUUACAAAUAUAUUAAAAGACAUGAGUACUCCAACUGGUGUGGCAAAGUCAUCUCAGUUCUUCACCUAUACUGAAAACACAAAAGGAGACCACAUAAGACCAUCUAGUUCUACUCAACCAUAUACAAACACCCAGAAACACUCUUCAAGACCCUUCCUAAAUCUCGACCACCACACUUCCAAACACAGCAUUCCUCUACAAACCUCCUUAACCCCCCAGAACCAAUCAUCUCUAAAAUCCCCUGAAUCAUUCCGCCUAACCCCCAACACCAACCAUCACUACAACUACACACCUACAUUCAAACAAGACUCCUAAAAUACCCACUAAGCUCUAUCCUCUUCCUAA